AUGACGCAUAUCUACAUUGUUAUAAUAUUAAUUGUGCAGCUAAAAGUGUGGACAGAAUGCAGAUUCAAGUACGCCAGUAACACGGAGUUACUGGUGGAGAGGGUUAAGAGGGGGAAACAGGCCAUGGACGAAAUUUUGAGGGCGAAGAAAAAGGCUGAGGUGGAGUACGAAGAAAAGAGAAAAAAGAGCAGAAAAUCGAAAGGCACAAAAAGUGGACGCGCUGGAAGAGUUACAAACGGUGGCCAAAAUGAUCGAGGCGGUCAGGGAAGAGAUGACGAUCAGGACGGAGGUGACGAUCAGGAUGACAACAUAUACGUAAGGGAAAUAAAAUGUUACGAGUACGUACUGAACCAGUUAAACAGCCUAAACGUAUACAACUGCAACGAAAUAAAUGAAAAUAAUAAAUCCAUGCUAGCCUUAGCCAAAACCAAGUGCCUUUUUGUAAAAUCGGUGAGAAGCUUUCCGGACGAAAAAUCAGGCUGCAUAUUAAACCCAAAGAAAUUGAACAAACUACAAAUAUAUCUUUACAACAACAAUUUGUUUGACCAAUUUAAAAAUGAAAAUUUUGCCAAAAUGUUAAGUCUAGAUGAGUUAAGGAAGAUAGAAAAAACGAAAAAUCCUUGCCUUGGUGAUACUGCAAGUGAAGGGGGAAUAUAUGAGUCUAUCUCGAGUGACGAUUUUUUGUCGAGCGUUGAAAAGGAAUCAAUGUAUCCUAGUGGUGACAAAAUAACUCCAGAGAGCAACCCACCACGUGACCAUAUCGACUUGAAAAAUAUGUUGUGCGAAAAUUUAAAAUACAAAAUUGUAACGAAUUGCACAACCAGCGAUAGCAUGUCCGAUACCGCCUUUCAGAUUUAUCACUCCGAGUUAAACCACAUCGACGACAUUUGUUUCUACAUACAGUCAUCUGAGUGGAAUAGGCGAACGGAUGCAAAUAUUAACCGACUAGCGGAGACCUCCGUAAACAUCACCAGGCAGAUGACGACCAAUUUGGAGAACAUGAAGUUAAUAGAGCACGCGCAGGUGAAGCAGAUCGAAAAUACGAAUAGAUUCGACAAUUUCUUAAAAGGCCUCAAGAAUGACUUCAGUGAGGUUAUACAAAUUUUAUUAAAAAUAAAGAAGCACCAUGAGUCUAUUACUAAAUUUGUAACAGCUUUUAAGAUGCUCAUGAUGUACCUGUUGGUACUGCUCCUUGUUCUGUUCAUUACUUCUCGGAGUUAUGCGUCAAAUAGCCGAAGAAAAAUUAUAUCUUGCGUUCUCUUUUGCUGUUUAACCGAACUGGUCUUCAAAAGGAUCAUUGCGCUGAUCAGGAAUUAUGCGUUCCUAAGAGUCAGCGAGAAUUUAGUCAGUCACUCAGUGAAGGGGAUCCGAUACACAUUCGUUUUAAUUGGCAUAAAAGUAUUAAUCAGCGCCAUAGUAACUUACAAAGAGCCAGUGAAAAUCAUCGAGGAAGAACUGAAGUACAUAAAAAAACUUGUGGAAAAAAAUGAACAAUGUCGAAACAGCUUUAGGGACAUCAAAAGGCAAAACGAAAUAAUCGAUCGCAGUGUGGACCAAGAAACGGUUAAUGUCCUAAACUUGUGGCUAAAUUAUAAUGAUUAUCUUGAUUCAUUAUACCUGGAGGACGAAGACUUCGCAAUAAGUUCCCAUAGUGACACGGAAAUUAACAGCUCAGACACGUCACUGGCUAGCGAGGAGAUGCCACCCGAGGAAAUUGAGGAGUUAAAUGAAGACCCCAUCGGAAUAAGAAUAAAAUCGAUGCACAGAAAAAAUCGGCCGCUGUUUUUCCACUACUUCCCGUCGCCAACGAAUAUUAAGGCGUACACAGAGAGCCCCAUAUCUUUUGCGAAUAUCAUAGAGCACAAUCACAACGAAAUGAUGCGCCUACGGGAGGACAGAAUGCGGGAUUUUGACAACGACGAAGGGGAGAACAAUCACGUGUACAAUCAUGUGGAAGAACUGACCGAAGACGUGAACAAUAGAACUAAACUCCUCGAGAGUGAUAAAGAAAAUGAGACAUGCAAUUUAUACGACUUGGCAGAAGACGACACGAAGGUAAAUAAGUUUUUCUCCUUGGAUGGUAUAUAA
Molecule: messenger RNA, 2088 nt
Organism: Plasmodium cynomolgi strain B
Lineage: Eukaryota; Apicomplexa; Aconoidasida; Haemosporida; Plasmodiidae
Exons: 12
Coding region: 1-2088 (695 amino acids)
Source: RefSeq, a predicted model, not a curated record